AUGGUUAAGGCUUCCCACCUGCUCGCCCUUGUCUUUCUCUUCAUGGACACAGCAAUUGCCGCACCCGCUUUGUUAGACGAUCGAGCCUUACACGUUCGGUGUGUAUUUGGUGCCUGUCCACCCGACCAAACUUCUGGAGGGGCAAAGAUGGCGCGCGCCACUGUGGUGGCUCGGGAUCCUGCACCUGAACCGUGCAUCUUUGGUGCCUGUCCUCCUGACCAGACAUCUAAUGAUGCAAGGAAGGCAAGGGAGAACCCAAGAGCGCCUGAGCCUGAAGCAAUCCAGGAACGGUGUAUUUUUGGUGCUUGUCCUCCUGACCAGACAGGGGGUGGUGCAAAGAUGGCCCGCGCAACUGUAAUGGCGCGUGAGGUAGGUUCUGCUUUAACAAAGAACUUCAUGGAGCUUGAUACUGGUCGCCUUGUAUGA
This is a messenger RNA of Dacryopinax primogenitus, 426 nucleotides long. RefSeq lists its product as uncharacterized. NCBI's taxonomy places the organism in Eukaryota, Fungi, Basidiomycota, Dacrymycetes, Dacrymycetales, Dacrymycetaceae. The transcript is spliced from 4 exons. Bases 1 to 426 code for a protein of 141 amino acids. The record is from RefSeq and is a predicted model, not a curated record.